Messenger RNA from Strongylocentrotus purpuratus (purple sea urchin), 3006 nucleotides. RefSeq lists its product as uncharacterized. The transcript has 3 exons. The coding region runs from base 1 to 2655 and encodes 884 amino acids. The record is from RefSeq and is a predicted model, not a curated record. Lineage: Eukaryota; Metazoa; Echinodermata; Echinoidea; Camarodonta; Strongylocentrotidae.
AUGUCAGCAGAUGAUGAUGAUGACAAUGACGAUGAGAACAUGGAGAUCUUCAAACAGACAAGACGAGUAAGGACAUCAAAGAAGAGAACUUGCAACAUUCUGGAAAAGAUGCAGGAUUUGAGACGAUACAGAGUCUACGCAGGAGGUAAAAGAGGAAGAGGUCGAAAAAGGAACAUGAAAGGUCAGUCUUCCAAAGCCGGGAAAAAAGGCACUGAUGGAAAUCACUCUUCUGAUAAAUCAGAGAUUAGAUUUGACAAAGAUGAAGGAAUAGAAUUAGCAGUAAAGAAUGAGAAGCUGGAUACAAAGAAAUCUAUGAAUGCAAGUGACCAAGGACUUGAUCCAAAUACAUGUAAAAAUGAUGAACACUCAGACCAGCAUAUUUGCAAUAUGAAAGACAACAAAGGUUCAGAUGGAGUUGUGCAGGACGAUUCAAAGAAUAAUCUGUUGCAAUCAAAUUUUGAUGAAAAUAGGGAAAUUGAAACAGACGAUGAUAGUGGCAGUGAUGUUCAUAUACCAGUGAAACGUUCGUGUGCAAGGAAUUGUAUAGAAUCUGAUAGUGAUACAGACACAAGUCCUGGAUGUGAUUUAUUCGAUAGAAGUGUUUCACCAGAACGCAAUAUGCCUUUGAAUGUUUGUGAUAGACCAAAAGAUAUGCCCAGAAAUGAACCAGUAGGCAAUGUCUGUGAAUCGGUAUUGGAAAAUGAUGAUAUGAUGAAAAAUGAUUUUUCAGAUGUUUCAGAUGGUGUAGAAGAAGAUGCAGUGUUUGACAGUGACCUGAAGAAUAGAAGCUUUGAUACAGUAAAAGAUGGUACAGACAAUGAUACUGAUAUGUCAUUUAAUGAUCAUGCUCAUUCAAGGAAUCCUUUAGAAUCUUCUUCAGAUUCAAAUAUCAAAGAUGAAGACAUUGAAAAGGCAAUAGAUGCUAAUAUGUACACAUGUACUGAUGAAACAGAAACAGAAGUUGAAUUUGUAGCAGAUCUUGGAUUACGUGGUAGACCGGAUAAAGAUUUCAAAUUUGUACCCCUCCAGAAUAAUGACAAACAGAACAUUUGUUCAAAACUGAAUAUCAGAUAUAUAGGCAAAGGCUGUGAUUCAAGGUUAGAUAGAAAUAGCUGUCUUGGAGUUCCUUUACAGAGUAAACAAAUUACUGGUGAUGGCAAUUGUUUCUUUCGUGCAAUUUCCUAUGUAAUUUUUGGAACUGAGCGUAAUCAUGCAAUUUUAAGAAAUGCCACUGUGAAACAUUUAUUGCAAACCAAGGACAUGUUUAGUAAUACAUUGAGGCAAGAAUAUAGAACAGUCAGAGAAUAUGUUUUGAAACGUAGAAUAAAGGAAGACGGAACGUGGGCUACAGACACUGAAAUUAGCGCUUUAGCAAAUUUAAUCGAUACUGAUAUUUAUUCAUACAAUGACCAAGUACCAUGUUGGCAAUUGUACUCCGCAAAGAAACCUGGAAGAAUCAAUAUUGUUACAUCUGAUAAGGGAAUUUAUAUACUGUACACAGGAAAUGUUCAUUUUAAUGUUGUUGAAUCUGUAGAUUUUGUCAAUUUCAAUUCAUUGGAACAGACAAGAACAACUAAAGAAGAUAGAACGUCAAAGAGGACUUUGCCAUGUCAAUCAAUUCAGGCUGAUGUUAAAGUAAAGCAUGUGUUGAAGAAGUGUAGAUCCAAGUCGCAGAUAGUGGAAGAAAUUGAUGAAGUAGUGGAUAAGUCUCCUGAAACAUUUCAAAACCAUGUUGAUCCAAACGGAAAAAAACGUAGGCUCACGUUGGAGACUGGUACGAUAAAUCACGAUGAGAGGAAAGGUACUGCAAAUCUUUUGGACAUGACAUAUGAACAGUGUGCAAGUAAUCAGUCUGAAUCAGUCGUUCACAACGAACGUAACACCAAGGACGAAACCCUUGAAAGUGAUCACAAAGACAAAUGCACGAGAGUCGAUACACAAAUAACGCUUGUUGCCCAAGGGACAUUCAAUCAAGGUGAUACAAGAUUUGGUGACUUAAGUGGAAAGCAGUGUGUUACCAAUUCACUUUCUGCACUGUUGUAUAGCAAGGUAAAAAAUGCCAAUGAUUGGAAAAGUACAGAUCUAGACAGGAUUUUGAAUAACGGUAAUGAAUUAUACUGUUACAUACGGCGAUCCACUUCACUCGACAACCAAUACUUAUUGAUAUCUGAUCUAUUUGAAUAUUUGGAUGCGUACAAUGAAUUGUUUAACAUAGUACGCCGUGAACCAGUCACUGGAUUGUUAGAUGGAGAUGAAUUGAUAUUGGCCCAGUCUCUUUCGAUGACAUUGAAGCAAGCACUCGAAAAAGAACUCUGUACUGAUUCUGAUGCAUGUUUUGUGACAUUUGCUAGAAGUACUUUCAUUGUAUUAUCUGGUCAAGAUGGUUUCUUUAUAUUUGAUUCACAUUCCAGAAGUAGUCGAGGUUUCCUGAGUUGUAACGGACACAGUGUUGUACUUCGUACUCAAAGCUGGCAAGGUGUGUACAAGCAUUGCAUGAGAUUAAGGAUUGUCGACCUGAUCCGUAUAUUGAAGUUGGAACAUUCCAUGAACCUUGCAAAGUGCUCAUUUUUUGACUGGGUUGGAGUAGGAGACAAGGUACGUCACGGUGGAAACCAUCACUCUCAAGAAGACACUCAAAUCAGAGAUCAAGCUUGAACGUGACAAUAAGACAUGCAAGUAUUUAAGUAAAGAAGAGGUUGAUAUCAUGGUUAUAUAUGGAAUAUCAAAAUGGGAAGGUUAAUGAUAAUGAAAGAAUACUAAUAUCGGGACGCAAUGCUGGAAUGUUAUUCGCUGAAAGAUGAUUGUUUGGUAGUGAUAAUGAGUUCUAGUUGAGUAGGUUAUUCACUAUGAUGUAAGUUGUUUGAGUUAAUGAAAAUUGGAGGGUUAUACAGAGAUGCCAAUCAGUACGAUUAAAUCAUAUUUAGUACGAUAAUAAGAGUGAAAUACGAUCUUAAAAUACAAUUUUUCAUCUUUUUUCCCAAAAAACAAACAAACACGGAAUCGCAU